CUUUAAAAAAACUCAUUUUUAAAAACUCUCUUUUCUGUCUAAUGUCUGAUAACAAGAAACAUAUCGUUGUCAUUGGUGCUGGUAUCGGUGGUGUUGCAACUGCUGCACGUCUCUCUCGUGAAGGUUUUCGUGUAACCGUUGUCGAAAAGAAUGACUUUUCAGGUGGAAGAUGUUCAUUAAUCUAUAACGAAGGUCAUCGCUUUGAUCAAGGUCCCUCUCUCUAUUUGAUGCCAAAGUUAUUCCAAGACGCAUUCGCUGAUCUGGAUGAACGCAUUGAAGACCAUGUUGACCUGUUACGCUGUGACAAUAACUACAAGGUUCAUUUCGAUGAUGGUGAAUCCAUCCAAUUAUCCUCUGACCUCACUCGAAUGAAAUCUGAAUUGGACCGUAUUGAGGGUCCUGAAGGCUUUGGUAGAUUCCUAGACUUUUUGAAGGAGACUCAUAUCCAUUAUGAACGCGGUGUCUUUAUUGCUAUCAAGAGAAACUUUGAAUCCAUUUGGGAUAUGGUGCGUAUCAAAUUCGCUCCCGAGAUCUUUCGUCUUCAUUUGUUUGGAAAGAUUUAUGAUCGUGCUUCCAAGUACUUUUUAACCAAGAAGAUGCGUAUGGCUUUUACUUUCCAAACCAUGUACAUGGGUAUGUCUCCUUAUGAUGCUCCUGCUGUCUACAGUUUGUUGCAAUACACUGAGUUUGCUGAAGGUAUCUGGUACCCUCGUGGUGGAUUCAAUGUUGUAGUUCAAAAGCUUGAAGAGAUUGGCAGCAAGAAAUACGGUGCCAAAUUUAUUUACAAUGCGCCCGUUGGAAAGAUUAAUACCGAGGAUGAAAAUAAGCGUGUCACUGGUGUGACUUUAGAAAACGGAGAAGUGAUUCAUGCCGAUGCUGUUGUUUGUAACGCGGAUCUCGUGUACGCCUAUCAUCAUUUAUUACCCCCUUGUUCUUGGACAACCAACACAUUGGCUACCAAGAAACUAACUUCAUCGUCCAUCUCUUUCUAUUGGUCGCUCAAGGAAAAAGUCCCUUUGCUUGAUGUCCACAAUAUUUUUUUGGCUGAGGCUUAUCAGGAAAGUUUUGAUGAAAUCUUUAAAGACUAUGGUUUACCUUCUGAAGCUUCUUUCUAUGUCAACGUACCCUCUCGUAUUGACCCAUCCGCUGCUCCCGAAGGUAAGGACUCUGUUAUUGUCUUGGUUCCUAUUGGCCACAUGAGAAGUCUUACGGGUAAUGGUGAUGAAGAAAAUUAUCCCAAAAUGGUUGAACGGGCUCGUGCCAUGGUGCUUGAAAUCAUUCAACGUCGUCUGGGUAUGGAAAAUUUUGCUGACUUGAUCGAACAUGAAUCCCACAACGAUCCUGCGAUCUGGCAAAGCAAGUUUAAUUUGUGGAGAGGCUCUAUUCUUGGUUUAUCGCAUGAUAUCUUGCAAGUCCUCUGGUUCCGUCCCAGUACAAAAGACUCUACCUUACGUUAUGACAAUCUCUUUUUCGUUGGCGCAAGCACUCAUCCAGGUACCGGUGUUCCUAUUGUUCUUGCUGGUAGUAAGCUUACAUCAGAUCAGGUCUGCAAGAGUUUCGGAAAAGCACCUUUACCAAGAAAGAUUCAAGAUGAACCUACCUACAAGGCUGAAGCGAAUGUUGCCUCUAACCAACUGGUGACGUAUAGUGUCUAUCUCUUUAUAAUCACAUUUCUAUUUUUUGCACUUUUCCCUACGCAAUCAACCAAUCAUACAGCUGCUUCCUUCAUCAAUUCCUAUUUACCUAAACAAUUUCGUGUGACUUACGACAAUGAUUUAUUAUUGGAAAGAUACUAAUAAAGUAAUAAAUUAACAUUUGGAAUUUCUUUUUUGUA
Mucor mucedo is the source of this 1834-nucleotide messenger RNA. RefSeq names its product phytoene dehydrogenase. The record is from RefSeq and is a predicted model, not a curated record. NCBI's taxonomy places the organism in Eukaryota, Fungi, Mucoromycota, Mucoromycetes, Mucorales, Mucoraceae. Gene Ontology annotation, biological process: carotenoid biosynthetic process. The transcript is spliced from 3 exons. Gene Ontology annotation, molecular function: oxidoreductase activity. Bases 42 to 1796 code for a protein of 584 amino acids.